Molecule: messenger RNA, 450 nt
Organism: Cryptomeria japonica (Japanese cedar)
Lineage: Eukaryota; Viridiplantae; Streptophyta; Pinopsida; Cupressales; Cupressaceae
Exons: 2
Coding region: 1-450 (149 amino acids)
Source: RefSeq, a predicted model, not a curated record
AUGGGCCCUUAUAGCCCUCAAGGGCUUAAAAAAAGAGGCCUCUGGUCCGCUGGGCGACCAGGAGCUGGCGCAAAGGGGCUGGUGGUGAGGGGGUGGCGCGGGAACGGUGUGGGGGCAGCAUCACUGGUGCUAGCGGAGGACGGGAGGCACCUGGGCGACGCAGGGAGCGGCGGGCCGCUGGGCGGCGCGGCGGUGGCUGCCGGGCCGCGACCAGUUGUUACCGCCGGCGGCGGUGGCCAGGCAGUGGCCGCCGGGCUGUACACCGGCGGCACGCUUUUUGAAAUGGCGGUGGCAGAGCUAGGGAGGCCGGUGGGUCAGACUGCAAGGCCAGCAGGCACUGCGGGCGGCGACGGGGGCUGUAGCAGAGGCGGGGCCGUAGGCGGACAACGGGGAGCCACAGGGAGACUAGCGGGAGAAGCUGGAGCUUGGUGCUGGCGACGGUGGGGCUAG